Panicum virgatum (switchgrass) is the source of this 2111-nucleotide messenger RNA. RefSeq lists its product as uncharacterized. Bases 1571 to 2029 code for a protein of 152 amino acids. NCBI's taxonomy places the organism in Eukaryota, Viridiplantae, Streptophyta, Magnoliopsida, Poales, Poaceae. The record is from RefSeq and is a predicted model, not a curated record. The transcript has 3 exons.
AACCCUAGGACCCUACACAGCCGCCUCAGCACGCCCGCUCGCAAGAGCUCCUCCAGGCCCGAGCAACGGUGGUGAGGAGGUCCUCCACUCCACCGCUCCACAGCAUGUGGAGGCGAGGCCGAUGAGAUCCCCGCCGGCGACGAGCCCCCACCCCCUCGCGCCGCCUCCCGCGCAGGAGAUGCGCCACCACUACUCGCCGGCCUCUGGCGACGAGCCCCCGCCCCCCUCGCGACGCUUGCUGCGCAAACGCGCGCCGUGCAAGGGGUGCGCCACCGCUCGCCGGCCUCCGGAGACGAGCCCCCGCCCCCUCCAUGCCAUCAAUCGACUUCUCCUCCUCCUCCAGACCGUCGCACCGGGAGCACCGCGCUGGGGAGCACGGUCCACGGAGCUCCCGCCAGUCCGCCACGGCUGCGGCUAGCUCCCACGAUGCAAGGGCGAGGUGCAGGGACGAGGACGAUUCAGCAGCAAAGCAAGCUACCGGCGACCUCCCAUGAGUACAUCUCCUUUUCAUACUUGAUCUACUCUACUUCUGCAGUUCUCGUUGCUUGAUUUUGUGUGUUCCCUACAUCUCCUUCAUGAUUAGUGUUUCCCAUAUGCUUGAUUGCUUGCAUCCAAUAGAUGGCCUCUCCAAAUUUGGGUAGUGCUGGCGCAAGUGCUAGUCCUAGCAUAGGAUCUGUGGCCACCGGCCACAACCACAACAGACAUUAGGGCUCACCUGUUUCUGGCUUCCUAUUUUAGAUUGAAAUUUUGGUAACUGCGCAUUAAUCCAUUAUUAUGGUUACUUGGUUAGACUUGGAUCUCCUGUGAAAAACAAGAAACCUACAAGGUGAUCUGAUGAUGUAUAAUGUAUGAUUGUAUGUACUAAACUAAUAAUUAGUGAUUACUCAAAUUUUAGACUUUCACAAUUUUAAUUUGCAUUAUUAUUUAUUUGUUAAAAAAUAGUAAAACGUAUCCGCGUAUCGUGUUUUCUGAGAAAUUGCCGUAUCCGCGUAUCCGUAUCCUUCCGAUACCGAUACGCAUAUCCGUAUCCGUGUUGCAUACCUACUACUGAUGGAUGACAAUUUUUAUCUUGUAAGGUGUCCUUUUUAGGGCUAUCUUGUAAGGUGUCCUGGACCCCAUUUUGUACUAUACUGCUAUUUCAAGGUAACCCUCUUCGAUCAGAUUAAACUCUUGGCUCUCAAGUCUUAAGUGAAACAAUGCUAGGUGCUGCAUAUUUACAUGUACAUGCCCCCACCCCCCCCCCCUUUCCCUGUUGAUGCAGAUAGGAGUUACGAUAUAAGACAGCUAAUAUGCUUUGAACCAUAGUAAUAUAAAUAUUAUCGAUAUUGCAUUAUCUGAUAGUCUUCACAUUUGUCUAUUACAACCAUUGCAUGAGUUCAUAUAUUUUAUUGUGCUUACAUCCAUGAUACCAAAUUACUCCAACAUUCAUGGGCGAUUAACUGAUUACCAUUUUACCAUGUUUAGAUCUUACACCCAAGACUGGUUUGCUUUGUCCACUUGUGAAGAGCUUUAGUUUGUCUUUGUUAGGCUAGGUUAGCAUGCAGUAUCGUUUAGAAAUUCUCCUUAUGCCAUGGUGCAAUCCAUGAAUUGUCCAGAGUCUGCACGGCAGCAGAAAGCUCUUCAGCCUGGAUGCCUUGGAAAGACCGAAUCUGGGAGUACAGAGUUCGUAGCCAGCUUCCGGGGCCUGAGCACUGGUUGCUUGGGUUCUCUUUCUACUCAAAACUGCUCGCCGCUCCAAGUAGUAACUCCAGAAAAAACAGGUGUUAUGCGAUAUGCGUGGCUGCUUCUCGUUCUUAGGCCACUUGUUCAAACUCGAGAGUUCAAGAGCACUUUGGGCUUUGUCGCUGGCUGCUUUUUAUCUCCCUGCUCGCUGACCGCGGACCAGCACGAGAACUCGGACCUGAAGCUGGAUCCGGGAGGGCCUCUGAAACUCUGGAUGCAGGCCGCGGGACCGGCCCAAUCGGAGGACGGGGAUGCUGAUUCGAAUCGAACCUUUUGCCGUCUUCUUAUGUUUGGAUUUAAGGACUAAUUUUAAUCCGUGUGACAUCAGAUGUUUGGAUACAGAAAAAAUAUAAUCGAAGUUUAAAAAUAGAGACUAAAUUAUUUAGACA